Molecule: messenger RNA, 1144 nt
Organism: Drosophila persimilis
Lineage: Eukaryota; Metazoa; Arthropoda; Insecta; Diptera; Drosophilidae
Gene: Gr89a
Product: putative gustatory receptor 89a
Exons: 2
Coding region: 1-1089 (362 amino acids)
Biological process (GO): sensory perception of taste
Cellular component (GO): membrane
Source: RefSeq, a predicted model, not a curated record
AUGUCACGACUGCCGCACGUUUGCGGACUCUGCCUGCUCCUCUGGCUCUGGCAGCUGUUGGCGCUGGCGCCCUUCAGCUACAGCCGGGGCAGAGGAGCCCGUUGCCGCCGCCUGCUGACCCUGAGCGGUGUCCUGCGAUGGCUCCUCCUGAUUGGGCUGGCCCCCCUGAUGCUGUGGAAGAGCGCGGCCAUGUACGAUGCCACCAAUGUGCGGCACUCGAUGAUCUUCAAGAACAUUGCCCUGGCCGCCAUGACGGGCGAUGUUUUCAUCUCGCUGGCCCUGUUGGGCGCCCACCUCUGGCAUCGUCGGGGAUUGGCCAGGCUGCUGAACGGCCUGGCGCAGCUCCACCGCAAACGGAAGCUGGGUUGGGGCUCAACGCUGCUGCUGUGGUCCAAGCUCCUGCUCUCGCUGUACGAACUCCUCUGCAAUGUGCCCUUCCUGCAGGGGGCGGGAAGUCGUCUGCCCUGGACCCAGCUCCUGGCCUACGGGGUCCAGCUGUAUGUGCAGCAUGUGAGCAGCGUCUAUGCGAAUGGGAUAUUCGGUGGCAUGCUGCUGCUCCUGGCCAGCCUGGACCACCUGGAGCAGGAGUCGCCGGCUCUGGCUCGGCUCCUGAAACGCGAGCGCGGCUGGCUCCGCCUCUCCGCGAGCUUUGUGGAUCUCUUUCAGUUGGGCAUCUUUCUGCUGGUCAUCGGCUACUUCGUCAACAUUCUGGCCAACAUGUACGCCUACAUGUCGUACUUUGUCUCGCAGCACGGCGUACCGCUGACCAUCUCCAACUACUGUCUGAUUGUCACCAUCCAGCUGUAUGCUCUCAUCUUGGCAGCCCAUCUCUGCCAGGUGCGGCACGGUCGUCUGCGUCAGCGAUGCCUGGAAUUGGGUUAUCUCCCGCCAGAAUUAACCCAUCAUCAGGCCAUGGCGGGGACACCGUUUCCCCUGUUCGCACCCUUGGACAGCCUUAAGUUCUCCGUUUUGGGUCUAUUCACCUUGGAUCAUGCUUUCUGGCUUUUCCUGGUCUCGUAUGCCAUGAACUUUAUUGUCAUUAUUUUGCAGUUCAGUCUGGAGAACAUGCAGCAUGCGGAUGAUAACUGAAUCAAGCAAUUUCUUUAGCUGCAACACACGUGAUAUAUUAUGUACUCAAACUCGA